Kockovaella imperatae is the source of this 2025-nucleotide messenger RNA. RefSeq names its product WD40-repeat-containing domain protein. NCBI's taxonomy places the organism in Eukaryota, Fungi, Basidiomycota, Tremellomycetes, Tremellales, Cuniculitremaceae. Gene Ontology annotation, molecular function: protein binding. Gene Ontology annotation, biological process: maturation of SSU-rRNA from tricistronic rRNA transcript (SSU-rRNA, 5.8S rRNA, LSU-rRNA). The record is from RefSeq and is a predicted model, not a curated record. The transcript is spliced from 4 exons. Gene Ontology annotation, cellular component: small-subunit processome; nucleolus; 90S preribosome. Bases 60 to 1943 code for a protein of 627 amino acids.
GCAUUGCCGACGACUGCUGCUGCACUGUAGACCUGAUACUCAGCGCUGCAGACGCAAGCAUGGACGCCCUCAUUGCCGCUGCGGGUCCAUUGAAGGCUGGUAAAGGUGCACCACAUCAUGGUCGUCGAAAGCCUUUGACCUCGCACAAGACGGUGGAUAGAGGAUCAGAGAAAGAAUCCAUCGAUCCAUCUACAUUAUCUAUCCUCGGUUCGACUCGGCUCCCACACGCCUUCCACGAUACGCCGCAUGCCUCGGGCUCUGGAACUAGCUCCUCGACGUUACGUCCUGAUCCGUCUGUGUCCAAAAUCAAGGACAAAAAGCUGCGUGCCAAAGUCGCCCGAACGGAUGUAGCGACUCAACGAGCGAAUAGGGAACGAAACGAUGUGAAUGAAUGGUUGAAUGCGCCUUUGGGUGGGGCCGCAGGUGGUAUCGAAGUGGAUCACGAGGCUGGAGAGAGGACUUGGAGGAUAGGUCAAGGAGAGAUUGAGAGUGCUGUGGGAUUGAGCUCGAGAGGCAAGAAAUUCGACCUGAAAUUUGAUGGGCUUGGAGAAUACGUCGUGGAUUAUACGAGGAAUGGACGACACCUCGCUAUCGCUUCGAAACUUGGUCAUGUGGCUACAUUCGAUUGGCAGGCUGGAAAGCUGCAUUCAGAGAUUCAGCUCAGGGAGACCGUACGGGAUAUCAAGUUCCUUCAGUCCGAGUCCUUUUACGCCGUUGCGCAAAAGAAGUACGUCUACAUCUACGAUCAAGACGGAGUCGAACUGCACAAGUUAAAACAACAUAUUGAACCUCUUCAUCUUGAAUUCCUGCCUUAUCACUACCUGCUGGUAUCUUCUGGUCAUGCAGGGUACCUCAAGUAUCAUGACGUAUCGACAGGUACCCUCCUCACUCAGAUCCCCUCUCGACUCGGAUCACCCCCAUCCAUGACUCAGAACGCACAUUCCGGCAUCAUCCAUCUGGGUCAUACAAAUGGGACCAUGACGCUAUGGUCACCCAACAUGACGACUCCGCACGUCAAAUUAUUGGCUCAUCGUGGUCCUGUCAGCUGUAUGGCUGUGGAUCCGAGUGAGAGGAGUGCGGGAAGAUACACCGUCACGGGAGGCAUGGACGGUAUGGUCAAACUGUGGGACGGUCGCAUGUGGGGGAAAGAAGUGAAAUCGUGGCAUCUCCGGAAUCGACCGCAAACUCUGUCCUUCUCAGGUCGAGGCAUGUUGGCAAUAGGUGGUAAAGGGGGCGUCACAGUGUACAACGAUCUUCACUCUGGUUCAUCGGCCGAUUCUGUACCUGCACCAUACCUUAAUCUACCAACGCCUAGUCUCACUGCACAUUCUGCCAAAUUCUGUCCCUUUGACGAUAUACUCGCCGUGGGUCAUUCAAGAGGUAUCUCAUCACUCCUCGUACCAGGUUCAGGAGAACCAAACUUCGAUUCUGGUGAACUUGAUGUCUUUGAAUCGAGGACGAGGAGGAGAGAGAGAGAAGUCAGGGGUGUUUUGGACAAGAUUCGACCGGAACUUAUCACGCUCGAUACCGAGUUCCUCGGCAAAGUCGGAGACCAAGAUAGAGGCACGUACGAGGAGAGACAAGGAAAGAGUUAUAGGCAAUUGGGAAGAAUGGAAAGGUUGGCUUUGGCUGGCGAGGGGGGCGAGGACUCGGACGCGGUCGCGGUCGCGAAUGGUGAGACGGUUGAAGGUGUCAGUGAUGGGGACGGGAAUGCGAAUGAGAGCACUCGACCGAUCAAGAAGGACAAGGAGAGGCAUAAGGCUCGAGGUAAAGGCACAGGGAUGAAGAAGUACCUCAAGAAGAAGAGAAAGAACGUUAUUGAUCCAGCUUUGAUUGCCAUGCGGGCCAAAGUUGCUGCCCAGCGUCAAGCCGAUGAACAGAAGCGUAAGAUCGCUUCGGGAGAAGUGAAGAAAGAGACUGGAGCUUUGGCGAGAUUUGGCUGAGGAGCGGUCGGAGGGCGACUAUUCUUGAUGUAUGUAUUCUGGUGCAUGCAUUCUGCAUUGGCGAGGCUCCAGGCUGUCAUUG